CUCGAGAAAGAGAUACCAUCCCAUUUCCACUCUCAGUAAGCCUAGAUUAAUCACCCUCCUAGUAAUCGGUGUCAUCUCCAUCACUUUCCUCAUUCUCUACUUUUCAAGAUCAUCCUCCAAUCCUUCCUUAUUAUGCUAUGACUCCUCCGACAUGCCCUUCACGAAAGCCAACGCCAUAAUCGCGGCGGAGUUUGAAAAAACGCCGAGCCCCCUCGUCGCCAUCCUCCACUAUGUUACCUCUCCGGUGACUCCCCAGCUCUCUCUAGCCGAAGCUCGAGGUCCUUACGACAUCUUACUCUCCAUCGCUCCUUGCAACUUCCUUGUAUUUGGCUCCGGCCAUGACUCUCUGAUGUGGAACUCAUUUAACCAUCGUGGCACCACUCUUUUCCUUGAGGAAGAUCCCAAGUGGGCUCGAUCUAUUAUACGUCGGUUCCCGGUUCUUGAUGUUCGAAUGAUGCGCUAUCGGACGUAUCUAUCGGAGGCCGACACUCUCCUUGGCUCUUACAAGGAGGAUUGUUGGGGUGCUAAUGUUACAAUAAGACUAAAAGGGAAUGAAGGGUGCAAGUUGGCUUUGAAUAGCAUGCCGGCAGAGGUGUAUGGGAAGGAUUGGGACAUUAUAUUGAUCGAUGGGCCGAGAGGGUAUGAGGCGUCGUUGCCGGGGAGGAUGGCGGUGAUAUACUCGGCGGCAGUGAUGGCACGUGGGAGGAAGAAGUUGGGGGUGACGCACGUGUUUGUGCAUGACGUGGAUAGGAAGGUGGAGAGAAUGUAUGCUAGAGAGUUUUUGUGUUUGAAAUAUAAGGUUAGUGAGGUUGGGAGACUUUGGCAUUUCGUCAUCCCUCCGGCCAUUAACUUUGACGAUCAUGGCUUUUGCUAA
This is a messenger RNA of Prosopis cineraria, 874 nucleotides long. Its product is annotated as probable methyltransferase At1g27930. Bases 152 to 874 code for a protein of 240 amino acids. The record is from RefSeq and is a predicted model, not a curated record. The transcript has a single exon. NCBI's taxonomy places the organism in Eukaryota, Viridiplantae, Streptophyta, Magnoliopsida, Fabales, Fabaceae. Gene Ontology annotation, biological process: xylan biosynthetic process.